AGCCGCAUCGGCCCCCGCGCGCGCGCAGCCACAGGGCCGCGGCAGCCACCUCAGGAGCGAACGUAGGAGCCGCCAGGCUCGGGGCGGCGCGGGGAGUCCAGGAAGUUGCGAGGCGAUGCCGCGCCGCGUCUUCCUGGGGGCGCUGCUGGCGUGGCUGCUGGCCAGGUCGGAGGGGACUCGCCUCAACUCCGGCCUGGUGGCCACCAAGAGCAGCGGCGGCCUGGCCCACGUCGGCAACGCCACGACAGCCUCCCGGGGCACGGGCGUGAACGUCGAGGUAGUAGAGAGGCAGUCUAUCUCCAAGACGAUGAAGGACGGCUGCAUGUGCCCCGAGGGCUUCUUCUGGCACUGGCGGAUCGAGCAGUGCGUCCAGCAGGGAGGCUGGGGCUACGAGUGCGGCUUCUUCCCUGCAGAGCACCACCAUCGCGUCUGCCAGGACGGCCUGGCCUGCAAGAAGGUGCACCCGCCGACCGAGGACCUGUACCACUCCUACGGCAAGUUCCUUGGCACCGCGAACUCGCACCCGGCGUCGUGCCAGAAGUGCACCGCCGAGGACCACUGCAAGGUGGGCGCGAAGCGGCACCAGGAGGAGUGCAUCUCGGGCGCCGGCCUCUCGGGCGAGGCGCAGGCGACGGUGAAGGUCACGGUCACCGAGAGCGCCUCGCACACCGCCUCCGCUUCGCACACCGUCGGCGAGCACACGGCGACGGCCGAGCACACCGCCACGGCCGAGGUGGUAGGCACCGCGGAGGGGUCCGGCGUUGCCUCGGUGGACGAGGCGCAUCGGCAGCAUGUGCGGACGGCGUUGGUGCAGUUCGAGGUGGUCCCCGAUGCGGUCAAGGACGCGAUGGACCUCACGGGCCCCGUUUCGGUCCAGGUGCGCUCCCUCCUCGCCAGCUCCGAUGCUGGCAACACGGGCGCCGGGCUCACGGAGCAGGAGAGCCUAGCGGAAACGGACGCCCACUCCCUCAAGGUGGUGGCCGUGAAGGAGAGGGUGCUGCAGAAGGCAGUGAUGGUGCCCACUUUCGCCGCGGAGCUUGAGGGCAAGGGCGCGGACAAGGAGCAGGAGCCACCGAAGGCGGCGCAGCUGAUGCCGAGGGCCGAGGUGACUGGCGGCCAUGCGGCUGGCGCGGAGCCUGACCCUGGGGACGCCAUGGCGGCUCUGAGUGUGGAGCUGGCCAUGGACGCCCUGGCCCGUGCGGAGGCCGAGUUCGCAACGCCGCUAAGGAGCUGA
Molecule: messenger RNA, 1234 nt
Organism: Prorocentrum cordatum
Lineage: Eukaryota; Dinophyceae; Prorocentrales; Prorocentraceae
Source: the annotation of a GenBank genome assembly